AUAAGAGUCUAACCCCAUUGUUUCAGUUGAUGUUAUUUCAAGCUGCAUUAAGCACAUUUAAAUGCACGCUGUUGACUCAUUUGUGCUAAAUUGUUUUAUCUUCUGAGUUAUGCACUGCAGAGAACCGGUAGUGAAUCAAACAGACAGACAGCCAGGGAGGAAGGGAGGGGAAGGAAAGAGCCUUUUCAAAAAACCCAUGGAGUUUCUUGGCAAGGGGAGGGCAGAGGAACACAAACUGUGGGUGGACCCCUGUGACAAUGUAGAUCAGGCACCUAAACCCUCCCUGGUUGAAAAACACUAGUACCACGAGUGCUUACAGUGGUUUGUUCUGCUGUAGAUCCGGGAGGCUGCUAGUUUAAGUUUAAUUCCAUGGAUAAUACGGGCUUACGCUGAAUAAUACCUGGUGGACAAGGACUAAUAGUCUGCUUAUCGCAGGUAAAGAGGAUUCGUGUCCAGACCGCCAGACAGACCCCUGCUUUGCUGUUCCAGACAGAAAAACCCACAACGCCAAGCCAGGAAUGUCCAAUCUCGCAGCAGACGCUCAGGCCCGUCCAGACCAGUUUGAGAGUGAUGGGCCGUCUGAACCGUCACCCCAGGCUUCGAGGAAGCCACCUGGGCAUCUGAAGUUGGCACGCAGCUUUUCUAAAUCAGACUCUGACCUGCUGGCUUCCCCUCAUUGUGAGGACGACGGGCCUGUUGGUGGCCGGAGCGAAUCCCUGUCCAACUGUGCUGCUGAGAGGAAGGAAAUGGAGCAGAUGCCAUCGUUUGCCUCCGAAUGGGACGAGAUUGAGAAGAUCAUGAGUCUAAUUGCUGACAUCGAGAUGUCCAAGGAGCAUCAACCUGCAUCGGAAGAUGCAGCUGGGAGCCGGGUGCUGGAGCAGUCAGUGGGGGAGUGGCUGGAACACUUGGGCUUUCCUCAGUACGAGAGCAAACUGGUGCUCAAUGGCUUCGAUGACCUGCGCUACAUGGGGAGUAAUGUGAUGGAAGAUCAGGACCUUCAGGGAAUUGGCAUCACCGACCCAGGCCACAGAAAGAAAAUCCUUCAUGCAGCAAAAAGCCUCCCAAAGGUGAAAGCUCUGGGGUGUGACGGCAGCACCUCUCUGUCCUCAUGGCUGGAAACUCUGGGUCUUGGAGAGUAUCUGCACAACUUCCUGUCUAGUGGCUACCGAACCCUGGACUGUGUUAAGAACCUGUGGGAACUCGAAAUUGUUAAUGUGUUGAAAAUUGGCCUUCUUGGUCACAGAAAAAGAAUCAUAGCCUCGAUAUCAGAGCGACCGUAUGAGGAAGCACCUUCGAAAUCCAACCGCUUUUCCCAACUCAAGAUUCAGGACCUGUUGUCUCAAAAUACAUCACCGCUCAGUUAUAUGGAUCCGUACACCAGUCGCUCCAUGGAUAUGCUGCUUCCAUUGGGAGAAUCAGGCAGAAAGAGUCGAGCGUUGGAUCAGGAUGGCAGUAUUUCCCUUCGCUCCUUCGGUGAAAGAUCACGCUCACAUGACCGUCGUGCAGAUCGACAUUCGCGUCUAAAUAUUCGCCCUUCCAGCCACUCCGCCACAUAUACCACAGUCUCCACCUGGCAUCAUCACCCUGACAAACUUAUCACCGAGUCCUGCGUUUAUGAGGCCAGAUAUUUAGGUUCUGUGAUCAUCCGAGACCUACGAGGAAUUGAAUCUACACAGGAGGCCUGCGCUAGAAUAAGAAAAUCAAAGGAUCACAGGAAAGGUCCCGUCAUAAUACUAAACAUCACCUACAAAGGAGUCAAGUUUGUUGACGCAGCCACCAAGGCAAUGGUUGCAGAGCAUGAGAUCCAGAACAUCUCCUGUGCAGCCCAGGAUCCGGACGACCUUUGCACAUUUGCAUACAUCACAAAAGAUCUGAAGUCUGGUUAUCACUUCUGCCAUGUCUUCACUACAGUAGAAGUGACACAGACCUAUGAGAUCAUCCUGACACUGGGACAGGCGUUUGAGGUGGCAUAUCAGAUGGCACUCCAGGCACAGAAAGCCCGUCGUCACAGUUCGUAUGCUGGUCCAGCCUCCGAAAACAUAGAAACCAAGACCAACAGGCCCACCUCGCAGUCCCGCAAUAGCAUGCGCCGCUCCACCAUCGACCCUCUGGAGCCAGAAAUGGACCUGCAGUCCCUGGGCAGCACCAGUUGGCUCUACGAACCGAGGGAGUCCUCCAGGCCUUCGAGUAGCACCAAGUAUGAGACCACCAUAUUUUGAAGCAGGGCACGGCCCUUGUCCAAUCCCGCCUGCUGCCCCAUAUCAACCCCACGCCCCAUAAACUCGAGUGCCCCGUGCCUUCUCACUGUGAUUUGUAGCCUUCCUCAGGGCAAGACUACUUCCCACUCCAGUCCCGACCCCGGCCCUUGCCUGCAUUGCCCUCUCGGAGAGCCGUACACCUCCACCUUCCUUUUUUGUCGUCUUGACCAAUGAGCGCUUUCUGGAAUCCUUGGAUUUGCCGUAUAACCAGCCUCUUCAAACUCUGGUCCGAAAUGGCCUCUUGAAAGCUUCCCUAUUUUAUACAUUAUGCUGAAUGUUUACGGUUCGGUCCCUCGUGUCAGAGGGUUCUCUAUCACAAAACCUCCAAACUUGACACUUGUAGCAUUUGUACAUCUCCUCAUCCGGACGGACAUGUUGGCGGAACAUUAUUAGAAAUUAGUAGCCCAACGAGCUCUCUGACUGCAACAGCAAUACUAGUACUGUUUUUCAAGUUUACGUACAUUCACAGUCAUGAAUGCAACAUAACUAAUCUUCCCAUCAGCGCUCCUCGAACCUUGUAGCACUAGAUCACUUUUUUUCCCUGUAGUUGGACCCACGUUCCCCCCCCACCCCCUGCAGUUCUUCAGUUUUUCAAAAAAGUUGGGUCUGUAAUCUCGAUUCACAUCCAGUGCUUCCUUUUGUCUUACCAGGCAUCUGCAGCUCUGAGGCCCUCGGAAGAAAGACUAUGCCUGUUUAGAGAGUGUUUAGAGGUUUGGAUUUGAAAUGCAAUACAGUUUAACUGGGAAGAGUAGAAUACAGCCCCAAGAAAGUGGAAUAACCAAGACAACAUUCCUGUUCUGUUUUCUUGUUGGAAUUUAAUUGACUUUUUUUAUCCAAUAAGGGAAACCAUUUUGUUUCGUAAAGUUCUAUAUUUGUAACUUUACAUGGUUAACAUCACAUAAUACGUGUGUGUAUAUCCUCUAUGUUCAUUUUGUGAUUGAUGAUUUGUUAUGUGAAAUUAGUUCCCUCUGAGACUCCCACUAAAAAGUCAUUUGCAGAAAAAUGAGACAGAAUAUUUUCGUAGACAUAAUAAUAGUAAAUGUAACUAUUUUGAAUUGCAAAAUAAUUCCCACGGUGACAAUUAUCUUUAGGGAGAAGGUAAUGAAGCCAAGAAAAGAAAAAACACAAAGGCUAAAGAGAGAGAGAGAGAGAAAAAGCUCCAAACUGCCUUAUGCAUAUUGUGACAUGUAAUGAACGUUUGGAAAACCACUGUAAGUUUGCACCACUUUGUUUAUUCACCCAAAAAAAAAAAAAAAAACAGAAGAAAGAAAACAAUGUAUUAGAUGCUAGAAAUCUGCGAUUUUACAUUCUUGAUGGUUUAUGUUUUGUCUUGUUUCUUGUGCCAUGUUCACACUGCAGUUAAAUAUGAAUUGACCCCCCACUUAAAGAAGUAACAACAGCAUUUUGAAACCAAAUUAAUGCAUGGGACAUUUAAAAGAAGAGUGAAAAUUUAAAUUUAAAAACCAUUUUCUCACCCUUAAGUUGUUCCAAACCUGUUUGCUUUUCUUUCUUAUGUCAGACAUAAAAGAUAUUAUGAAUAAUGUUGGGAACCAGACAAGUUGCCAAAAGCCAACGACUUCAAUGGUAUGAAAAAAACAAUAGUAUGUAUGUCAAUGGCUACCGUCAACUGUUGGUUACCAAUGGUUUGAUUACCAAUAUUCUUUAAAAUAUGUAUCAUCAGCAAAAAAAUGAUGACAUGCUUAAUUUUAUGGUGAAAUGUCCCUUUAAGUAGCGAAAGUUGCAUUUUAUUAAAUCUGCGUUAAAAAUAAUGGCAUCAAUGUCUGUUGUUUAUAAACGUAGUCUCUAUAGCGCAACGGUCGCUAAAUAACGUCCAGCCAUUUAGGGUUUACGAAAGACUCGUACACAUACUGAAUGAUAAUUCAGGUGAUUCAUUUCUUAUGUGAUGUUGUGUUUCCAAAACAUUGCAGUGUGAACGUGGCUGUUUUUGUGUGUGUGUGGAAAGGACUGUUCACUUUAGUUUGAUUCUGGCUGUUAUUCACUUCUGAACUGCACUCUGUCUCUCAUGUCCGGUUUUAUUGAGUAACUUAAUCUGUUAAAGUUGUGGUAAUUUCUUUGUGACUGUGUUGCACAUCCUCAACUUCCAGACAUCACAAUCAUCCUCACUCAUUAACAACCAUCGUUUGCCGUUGUUUUGUCUCAUUUCCUAACUCAAAAUUGCCAAAGAGGCUAGCUCAAGAUCCAUUUCACUCAUGCAAUCACAUCCUGUAACGUGAGCUUUGUGUAUUUUUGAAAUGCUGUCACAUUUUUUAUAUUUCAGAUUUAAUUAGCAGUCCUGUCUGGGCUCUGACAACUUGAUUGGGAUUUAAGCGCAUUCCCAUUUCUGAAUUCCAAUAUAUUUUUCCUUGUGUAGCUGACUCCACCUUUCAAGUUUCCGGACACCAAGGUGUGAAUUGAAGGGGACUCAGGUGAAACUUUAUGUGUGAGUCCAAAUGAGGAAGAAAUUGAGUGAGUAUGCGAGAGAGAGAAAGAGAAAUACAUAAUUAGCACUUAAUGGCUGUACCAAACAGACUGUCCAAAGUUGUUCCUAUUGCAAAAAUAAACUUGAAUAAGGACUCAGCCGAUAAACUGAUUUGCUGGUGAUGUGGAAAUGGAGGUAACAAAUCAUAUAAUAAAAUAUGAAUCGGCAUGAUAUUCAGUUUGACCGAAUCUCACAAAGCAAUGUCAUAUUUCACCCCAAAACCAAAAGAAGAGUUUUUGCCAAUGCAUCCUGUUUUCAGGACUGUGUAGAUGACAUUAUUAUCUAAACACAUGUUUGCACAAUAAUUAUGCAUUACAACUAAGAUGUACACUUACAAUUGUACUAUGUUAUCUUUUCUCAAUAUGAUCAUAAAGAUUUUGACCUGUAAUUUGCUUAAUUGUCAUGACAAAUGGUUCAAUGCAUGGUCCUAAAAAUAGGGUUUAUUUGCUUCUCAUUUAGUUUUGGGGUGAAAGGUGAACAUUUCUCAAGUUUUUCAUGAGAUUCACACAUUUAUGUCUUUAAAAAGCAAGCAGAACAUUUGAGUAAUCUCUGGAAAACUGGACUUCUCUUUCCUGAGCACUGUGUGAACAUUUUAGUGUUCAAUGUUUCCUCUUAAACUGUGGUUUAUUUUCAUAUGGAGAAGGACUUUGUGUGCGACAUUGGCAGAUUAUACCUAAACAAAAAAUUAUUAUGCAAAACAAGAGUUUUGAUCUUUUUGGACUCUGUACAUUGUUGAACUGCUUGUUGAAGAUUUGUGGCAUUUAAAACAAAAUUGGGUUCAGUUGUGAAUCGGAGAUGGAAACGUUAUGGUUGAGAUUAAGUACUUUCAUGUAAAUCAGCAAAAAUAUUUUUACCUGAAUGUGAAGAAUCCAGCUAAAUUGAAAUCAAAUCAGUGGUUGAUGCAAUGAUCUUACUGUGAAAUAGCAAAGAUGUAGCAUACUUAGGCUAUUGAUUUGCCAUAUGAAAACUAAGAGCCGAAUUAAAUGUCACUUUAUGGCCACCUAUCACAAAGCUGUCUAGCAUCACAAUGAGUGUUUUAUUUUCUUUUUAUGGUUAGCAGGUUCCUUGAUUUAAUGGAAAAGAAAAUGGGCACAUAUAUGCAACAGUGGAAGAAAAUGAUUUACAGAAAAAAGGAAAAAAUGCAACCCCCUCAGGCAACACUUGUCCCUCGCUUUCUCUUUGAAUUCACUUGAAUUUCUUUUGAACUUCACAUAAUUUGAGCGAAUAUUGACAAACGAUUUAACACCAAUUAUGUUAGUAUCCUCUUUUUCUGGGUUGGGAAGAGUAUGAGGAUGUCAGAAACACACUAAGAUCAGGGCAGAUUGCUUGCACUUGACAACACAAGAUAAAAUACCACUGUUGGCCUAUGUAGAAGGUAAAGUAACUACAAUUAAAAGAUGUCUAAUAAAUGUACUUUUUGUCCUGAAUGUUCAUACUAUUCUGUAUGUUCAUUCCAUUUACUUAAGGAACAAUCACUAUCUCAAUGCCAUUGAACUAAUAAAUUCAAUAGACUUUU
Messenger RNA from Carassius auratus (goldfish), 6253 nucleotides. It is a transcript of the gene anks1ab, whose product is annotated as ankyrin repeat and sterile alpha motif domain containing 1Ab. Lineage: Eukaryota; Metazoa; Chordata; Actinopteri; Cypriniformes; Cyprinidae. Bases 519 to 2219 code for a protein of 566 amino acids. Gene Ontology annotation, molecular function: ephrin receptor binding. The record is from RefSeq and is a predicted model, not a curated record. Gene Ontology annotation, cellular component: cytosol. The transcript has 13 exons. Gene Ontology annotation, biological process: ephrin receptor signaling pathway.